Messenger RNA from Gopherus evgoodei (Goodes thornscrub tortoise), 3481 nucleotides. It is a transcript of the gene OSGIN2, whose product is annotated as oxidative stress induced growth inhibitor family member 2. The record is from RefSeq and is a predicted model, not a curated record. Lineage: Eukaryota; Metazoa; Chordata; Testudines; Testudinidae. Bases 37 to 1710 code for a protein of 557 amino acids. The transcript is spliced from 6 exons.
CUCAGCCGCCAGCCGGCUCCCCGCGUCCGCCCGCCCAUGCCGGUGUGGUGCUGCCGCUGCUCCUUGGCCCGCCACUUCAGAAAUUACAGUGGCUCUGAAAGUGAAGGACAACUUUUGAGCUCCUUAGUGCAGCAUUUUGGUGACAACCUUGGGAGGAAAGACAAAAGAAUGCCCUUACUAGAAGAAACCACUCUGACUGGGGACCCGCUCCUGACUCUGCCAAUAGUAAUAAUAGGGAAUGGACCUUCAGGAAUUUGCCUUUCUUACAUGCUGUCUGGGUAUAGGCCAUACUUGUCUCCUGAAGCUGUACAUCCAAAUCCCAUUUUGCAUAGUAAAUUAGAAGAAGCGAGACAUCUCUCUAUUGUUGACCAAGAUUUAGAAUACUUGUCUGAAGGUCUUGAAGGACGGUCUUCCAAUCCAGUUGCAGUACUUUUUGAUACACUGCUUCAUCCAGAUGCUGACUUUGGCUAUGAUUACCCACCUGUUCUGCACUGGAAGCUAGAACAGCAUCAUUAUAUCCCACAUAUAGUGCUUGGCAAAGGACCACCUGGUGGAGCUUGGCAUACUAUGGAAGAUUCUAUGUUGACAAUCAGUUUUGGAGACUGGAUGGAGUUACCAGGACUGAAGUUUAAGGAUUGGGCAGCUAGUAAACGCAGAAGUAUAAAGAGCAACAGAGUUAUGCCAGAGGAAAUAGCUUGUUAUUAUAAACAGUAUGUUAAAGUCAUGGGCCUCCAGAAGAACUUCAGAGACAAUGCUUACAUAACAUCUGUUUCAAGACUUUACCGAGAACAGGCUGACAAAGAUGAAAGCCAAGUGAGUGAAGAUAUUUCAGCACAGCAUUUGCAAAUGGCAAAGGAAGAUGUACAGACAUCACUGAUCAAGAGAAACUGGGAAGUCAGAGGUUAUCAGAGAACAGCAGAUGGCUCUCAGGUGCCCUUCUGCCUCUUUGCUGAGAAUGUGGCUCUUGCGACUGGAACUUUUGAUUCUCCUGGCCGACUACAGGUUGAAGGAGAAGAAUUUCCCUUUGUGUUUCAUUCCAUGUCUGACUUUGGAGCUGCCAUCAGCAAAGGAAAACUACGUGGGAAAGUAGACCCUGUCUUAAUUGUGGGUGCUGGACUCUCAGCAGCUGACGCAGUACUCUGUGCGUACAAUAAUAACAUCCCUGUAAUUCAUGUGUUUCGUAGAAGGGUUACUGAUCCAAGUUUAAUUUUCAAACAGCUGCCCAAACAACUUUAUCCUGAAUACCAUAAGGUCUAUCAUAUGAUGUGUACUCAGUCACAUGCUGUGGACUCUAAUCUGCAUUCUGCUUACACCAGUUUUCCUGAGCACCGUGUACUUUCCUUCAAGCCAGACAUGAAAUGUGUCCUACAGAGUGCCUCUGGAUUGAAGAAAAUCUUCAAGUUCUCCGUAGCCUUAGUACUGAUAGGUUCUCACCCUAAUUUGUUCUUUCUAAAGGACCACGGUCAGGGGAUAGGUCAUAACCCAAACCAGCCAAUCACAUGCAAGGGUAAUCCUAUUGAGAUUGAUCCAUAUACUUACGAGUGCACUAAGGAAGCCAGUCUUUUUGCAUUAGGCCCGCUGGUUGGAGACAAUUUUGUACGGUUUUUAAAAGGAGGUGCACUGAGCAUUGCACGAUGUUUGGCUACAAGACAAAAGAAGAAACAUCAACUAAUUGUUGAAAGAGGCGGGGGUGGGGAUGGUGUCCCGUAAAACAUGCAGUCAUAUAAACUUUCAUAUAUGGAAUUAAAGGCGUACUCUAACAAGCAACUCAUUGACAGCUAAAUUCAUUAGUAGCCUCUUCUUUGUCAUAUAUACAAGUCACGCUUGUAUUGCCUGGUAGGGGAUGCUGAUGCUACACUACUUCUCUCUUUUCAAAAGACAGAAGUGUGGUCUGCUGUUUUAAGUGCUCUGUCCCACAAUUGGAAUUUCUUCCAGACAGACAGCAAAUGAGACUAACUUACAGUGACUUGCCUGUGGUCUCUUGCUCAAACGAAAGAGCACACUUACUCUCUGGAAAGAGAAUGUCUUGCCCGAGCACUGGUUUUUAUUCUGAGUGUUUCACCACACAAAAUAUACUUAUCUUUAAAGUAUAAAUGUAAGUUAAGUUGUCAGAGCAGAAAGCUUUCCUUGUGAUGAUCUUUGGUCUCAAAGCAAAUGUGUGUAUUUUGAACAAGGAUUAUAUUUAUUUUGCCAUAGUAAUACUGGCAUUUGUAUAUAUGUUUAUUUAUCCCAUAGCAAAACACUCUUUACAAUAAACAAAGAGGAUUUCUAUAAGCAGAAAAAAAUUGGCUUAACAGUUAAACCAGAUCCAUCAUUAUUUGGUACCGGGAUAAAAGAGAGAACAGCAUUCCUAUAAGCAUAGCUGCUAAUUUGACAAUCCACUAAUGUUUUUGUCAAGCGUAUGCUUCCACUUUCAUAAGUGCAUAAGGACCAUAAUAUAGAGAUUUUAUAGAGAUCUGUUCUCUAUUACACUGCUAUGUAACUUUCCAAGAAUAUUCUGGUUUACAGUAAAAUAAUAAAGUGCUGAUGUAAGUGCUCUUACGACAGUGUCAAUAUAGUGAAUACCUAAUGUACUUUUGAAAAAAAAAUCUGUUUGAAAAGGAAAUAUUGUUGAGAAGUAACUGUAAAACUUGUAAACAAUUUCUCACAAUACCACUAAAGAAGACUGGAUGGGAUCUCUUAUCUGGUGGAGAUAGGGAGGAGACACUCCCAUCUUCCCUUAUUAAGUUCAAGCACUGGCUCCUGCUCUUUUCUAAGGUAAUGCUUAACGUUACAACUAGGAUGUCUCUAACCACUUUUUUAAAAGCCAUGGUCUAACACUGUCACCAUACAAAAUGACUGACCCUGUAUAAAAUGUUUUUGUAAAACCAUCAUUCUCUGCUUAUGAGAGUGACAAGGAUGCAAACUGAAGAUUGUAAAUUGGCACGUACUAAAUUUCACACCUCUGGUCUCUAAGGUGACACCUAGAGUCUCAAGCCCAAGUAUUUAGAUAAAUAAACUACUAUAGACACUACCCAGUGUUAUUCAUUGUAGCUGGAGCAAACAAUAAUUUGAAAGUUUUUAAAUAAUUUUCAGAACUAGUUUUAAGUACUCAUGUGUACCCCCUUUGGAUAGAUGUUCAGUUUUAGUUUAAUCUAUUACUAGGCACUUUAACUUAAAUCUAAUGUGAUAGAAGACAUGCUGUCUAAUUCAGUUCAUUUAAUGUCUGCUCUUAAGUCUGCUGUGGAGUAUAUAAUGGUAGUUGUGUACCUAAAGGCCUUUUUAAUCCACUAAUAAAAUGAAGCUCAAACCCCCAAAAGAUCACAAUGAUGGACAAGAUAUAAGAACCUGAACAGAAUACAGAAAAGAGCCUUGAUAACUUAUACUUAGAGACUGUGCAUAAUUGGUGAUAUACAUAUUCUGUUAUCUCCGGGGUAGGCAACCUAUGGCACAUGUGCUGACGGCGGCACGUGAGCUGAUUUUCAGUGGCACUCACACUGCC